AAUAAUUUCCAGCAGAUGGCAGUAGAGCAACAUCUAGUUCACCAGCUGCAGUUAAAUCUUAGUGAAGAAGACCUCUGCUCUCAGGAAACAUGGUGCGGGCUGUAUGUUGGUUCGAGUUCCUACGCUGCUACGGCAUCCGGAGGUAACAGCGGUGUCAUCCCGGGGCUCUAUAAGAGCGACUGUGACGGUGUGACGGUUAGGAAGAGAGGCGUGGGUCUGGUGGAGAAUCCGACUAUGGACGACAUCCUGGCUCGGAGGGAGGCAGCUCGUCCGAGGAGGAUGUCUUCUGUUGCUGCUACUGCUGCUGCUGCUGCUGCUGCCGCCGCCGUUGGUACCGCGGAGCUUGGAGCUAACGUUAGCCUGCAAGAUGGCGAGGUGAUCGAGCUGCAGCCUCCGAGAGAAACUCUAACUGGUCUGGAGAUACUGGGUGCUGCCGGGGGAAGGAUGGAGAGAAGGAACUCGGUGUCACAAAUAGUCCACCAGAGGCAUAUGCCAAUGGAGCCGAAGAAGUUCCAUAUACCGAGGAAAACCAGGGAAAAUAGAGCUCUUGUCGAGCAUGUCUCAACUGAGUCCAGGGAGUUUGAAAACAUGAUGACUAUCCUGACCUCCAGUUACAUCGACACAGGCUCUGCAGGCUGCGUCACCUACUCCAUACCUCGCCUUGUCCACAGUGAGCUGCUGGAGAAAGAGUUUGUGGAGAAGAGGAAGGAGAUGAAGGUGGACGGGAGGACAGAUAAAGAGCUGGAGGAGAGCUACGGUUUCUUAUUGGCUGAAACUGACAAGGUUCCCAUGCUCUGUGAGAAGGGGCUGUGUGUGGGUCAGAGCUGGAUCACAGUGUUGGGAAACCCCACUAAAGGAGUGUAUCUCUCCAGGUACUCAGACCUCCUCCAGAUAAACUCCUUCACCCCAGGAGCCACAGGAGAGAUCGUCAUCUUCAAAGUGAUGAAGGGAAAAGUGAAGAGCAUUUAUGAAAACAUGAAGAACCUUCUAGAUCCAACGCCUCGCUUUGACAGCCACAUCUCCAAGAACGCCAGCAAAGUGACCUCGCUCUCCUCCUACCGCGCCUUCGAACUCACACAACAAUACUUCUACGAGUAUUUGUUUGACGAAUUGCGGCAGAGGCCUCGGCAGGUUUGUCCGUACGCUGUCGUCUCCUUCCAGUUUAAAGGAAAAGACUCUGCACUUCCCAGCAAACCUCUGGCCCCCAUCAGGUUGAACAGUCAAUCAGCAGAGGGGAGUAAAGAGCGAGCUCAGUUCACAGUGUGGAGUGGAGAUUUAGUUAAAGGCGACCAGGUUCUCUUCCAGAUCUCCCUUCGCUCCUUCUCUCCUCCCUUCCUGCCCCACAGACUACCAGAGAAGUUGACAAUGGGAUGUUUGAUGAGGCUUGAGCAGGUGACCAAGCUCCUCCCCUCCGACCUCUUCUCCUACAACCUCUACAACAGCAGCCAAGAAGUUGUGAAGAACGGUUAUUGCUGCAGUCUUCUGGAGGUGGUUGACAGAAGUCGGUCAACGACCAGCGUCACAAAACUACUGCAGGAACUGGAGAUUAAGAGAAUGGUUCUGGUGAAUGCACUCACAGAGAGAGGAUUUCUCUUUCUACUCUCCAGUGUUCAGAUGGCCACACCCACUGGUAUGACAUGGGGCUGA
Molecule: messenger RNA, 1647 nt
Organism: Seriola dumerili (greater amberjack)
Lineage: Eukaryota; Metazoa; Chordata; Actinopteri; Carangiformes; Carangidae
Gene: tasora
Product: protein TASOR-like
Exons: 12
Coding region: 16-1647 (543 amino acids)
Biological process (GO): negative regulation of gene expression, epigenetic; protein localization to heterochromatin
Cellular component (GO): heterochromatin; nucleoplasm
Molecular function (GO): chromatin binding
Source: RefSeq, a predicted model, not a curated record